AUGAUCUCUACGGAUGGCAACCCGACCAUACAACAUUUUGCUUUCGAGCAAGGCUACUCUAGUCAGCCGGUUUAUCCUCCUGGACCACAACCUCAAUACUACUCAAGUAAACCGCCAUCACCAUCGUAUCCUUCUCCGUUUCCUCAGCACCCCCUAGAGAACCCUCCUUUAAGGCGAGACGUGGGCGACGACGACGCAACGCGGUCAAACUCCGCUGAAGGAUAUGCGCCAGACGCUCUACCUCAUAUAUCACACCCUAUAACAGCCUCUAAUCCUCCACAGCCUCUCCAGUUGGCAGUAAUAUAUCCUCCAGUCGGCCACCAACGAUACAUGGGGUACCAAAAUGGAUCCCCUGUGCCUCCUCCAUUGGGGGCGGGUUGCCCUACCAAUUGUCCACCACCAACACCAACGCCCGCACAGAAACCCUCGUAUGAAUCUUACGACAAUUACCCUCCAGCCUCAGACCCUUUGUAUGGUGCAUACAUCUCGUCGGAGGCGGCAAAAAGGAAAAACAUGAGAGCAUCACUGGCUUGUGAUCAAUGCCGGCAGCUCAAGGCCAAAUGCGACGAAACCAAGCCCUGCAAAACAUGCCGUGAUAAACGCACGGAGUGCGUAUACCGCGAUCCAGUACCGAAAGGGACUGACAAAGCUCAAGCGGAUAUUCUGAACGCUAUUCAAACUGUGAAACAUCUUCUUACUGGUUUGAUCGAGACAGUUAGGUGCAUGGACAGUAAAAUGACCCAACUAGAUGGCACAGUGGCCAGACUGGAGUCCAAUGUUGGGAGCCGUCCAAAUGAUGAUUGCAUCAAGAUGGAUUGUGUUGCGGACGAAGAGCCAUAUGCGCCGCCACGAAGCUCUUUUUGUAACGGGCUGAGCCCGAUAUGGCUCGGCUUGCACUCUCGCCUUCGGCCCGGCCCCCGGCCGGGACCCACCAAUAAGCGAGAUUAA
Molecule: messenger RNA, 948 nt
Organism: Metarhizium robertsii ARSEF 23
Lineage: Eukaryota; Fungi; Ascomycota; Sordariomycetes; Hypocreales; Clavicipitaceae
Exons: 3
Coding region: 1-948 (315 amino acids)
Biological process (GO): regulation of DNA-templated transcription
Molecular function (GO): zinc ion binding; DNA-binding transcription factor activity, RNA polymerase II-specific
Source: RefSeq, a predicted model, not a curated record